Pimephales promelas (fathead minnow) is the source of this 4300-nucleotide messenger RNA. It is a transcript of the gene dgcr2, whose product is annotated as DiGeorge syndrome critical region gene 2. Lineage: Eukaryota; Metazoa; Chordata; Actinopteri; Cypriniformes; Leuciscidae. Gene Ontology annotation, molecular function: protein binding. The record is from RefSeq and is a predicted model, not a curated record. Gene Ontology annotation, cellular component: membrane.
GAACAUGGUUGGGAUUGUUUUGAUGGGACGGUGGCGGAGCCAUCUUGUUUUAUAGCCUUCCUAAGCCCGUUUACAGAGUCAGAUGAAACAGCCAUGGAAUAUGAUACUAUAUCCCGACCAUAGCCAACUGAAAUAAACACAUUCGAGUAUCGAAACUCAUUUCUUAUCGACGGAAUAUACGCAGCGAGCAGAAUCAGUCGCUCGAUCAUUUAUUUAUCAACGUCGGGACUGGUGCUUUAAGUGCAUUUUCUCUUGCACAUUUUCUCUGGUGUAAGAUACUAUGAAUGGAGGAUAAAUGUUGCCGAAGGCUGACAGCGGUGGUUUUGUGCUUCUCCUCUUCAUUCUGACAACAACAGAUCCGCCACGGACAGGUCCACGGGUCGCUCGGGCCAGACAGCUGCCAGAGCAGCGCUGCGGUCCUGACCAGUUUGCCUGCCAGAGUGGAAAACUGCAGUGCAUCCCCCUGUCCUGGCAGUGCGAUGGUUGGACGAUCUGUGAGGACAAAAGCGAUGAGAUAGAUUGCCCUACAAUAAAGGAGGAACGGUAUCGUAACAGCAACGGUUUCGAGCCGGUGGAGGACGUCAUGGGUGUCGCUCAGCCAGUGCGCUUCAACAAGAAGUGUCCGACUGGCUGGCACCAUUACGAAAAAACAGCUAGCUGUUAUAAAGUCUACCUGAGGAGUGAGAACUACUGGCAGGCGGUGGAAACGUGUCAGAAAGUCAACGGCUCCCUCGCAACGUUCGGCACCAAUGAAGAGCUGCAGUUCAUCCUCAAGAUCGAGGUGGACUUCGACGAGAAGGUGUGCGAGCGAAAGGACCAGUGCAAGUUCUGGGUGGGAUAUCAGUAUGUGAUUACUAACCAGAAUCAUUCACUGGAGGGCCGUUGGGAAGUGGCAUAUAAAGGGUCCAUGCAGGUGUUUCUGCCUCCGGAGAGUCUGGAUAACUUCGGUGAGGCGAACCCUACGCAGGAUAACAUGUUUUGCGGCCAGCUGCAGCGCUUCCAGAUCAAGAGCAUGAACGAGCAGGGCUUGCACAGCUGGAAAGCGGAAAACUGCUACAAAAAAUUCCCCUUCCUCUGCAAGAGAAGACAAACUUGUGUGGAUAUCAAAGACAAUGUGGUGAAUGAGGGCUUUUACUUCACGCCUAAAGGGGACGACCCGUGUCUGAGCUGCACGUGUCACGACGGCGAGCCGGAGAUGUGUGUGGCCGCCCUGUGUGAGCGCCCGCAGGGCUGCCAGCAUUUCCGCAAGGACCCGAAAGAGUGUUGCAAGUUCACCUGCUUGGAUCCCGACGGCAGCAGUCUGUUUGACUCUAUGGCCAGUGGCAUGCGGCUCAUUGUGAGCUGCAUCUCGUCCUUCCUCAUCCUCUCUCUGUUGCUCUUCAUGGUGCACAGACUGAGGCAGCGGCGGCGAGAACGCAUCGAAACCCUCAUUGGAGGAAACCUGCAUCAUUUUAAUCUGGGUCGGAGAGUCCCGGGCUUUGACUACGGGCCGGAUGUGUUCGGAACGGGCCUGACGCCUUUGCACCUCUCCGAUGAUGGUGAAGGUGGAGCGUUCCACUUCCAGGAGCCCCCGCCCCCUUAUGCUGCCUACAAAUACCCAGAUAUCCACCAUCCCGAUGACCCUCCUCCUCCAUAUGAGGCCUCCAUCAACCCAGACAGCAUCCUCUACAUGGACCUCGGGCGGACCGUGGUUCCGCUCGCGACUGGGCACAUGAGCGGCGCAGCCAACUCUCUCCAGAGGGAUUUCCCCGAGCCGGCGCUCCCCGCCCCCCCGCCGCCCCUGGAGGAGCGCGAGGACUCCAUUGACAGUAGCACCUUACUGGUCUCUCCAGACACCCCCAGCGAAUCAGAGGCCAGCAUCACGCAGAGCUCCAGCGCAGACUGCAGCAGCGGCCCCUCGCUGAGCACCAUGGUGUAGGUCGUAGGGUACGUGUCCAGACUGAUCGCUCUACUAAAUCAAGGAGGCUGUUGGACUGUUCAGAGCAGAGACUUCAGACGUGAAAGAAAAGACGCUUGUUUCGGGUUUUUAUUCUGCGUUUUUUCAGCUCGAGUCACAUGUAAAUACUUCCAUCAGCCAUCGAGUGGCUUGAUGUUGGGGAGGGCCGAUAGAGCAGCUCUAUCUGAGGUUUACACUGGCAUGUGUCGAUCACCACACUUUGGUGAACGAACCGGUUGAUGAAAAGACAUUUUAGGCCUUAGUGGUGUAAUUCAGUCGACCUGACGUUCUCUCACUGGAAUCAUGUCCUGCACACUGACUCUUUCCUGGCACAAAGAAGCUAUUUGUUUUUUGAUUCAUUACUGCUCUGUCCAAACUGACCCUAAAGAAAGCGUUCUUGUGUGGUCAGCCGUCGGCGUUCCUAGCACCUGUGCUUGUCUACGGGAAGGAUCCGUUUGGAUGCGAGCAAUUCCGUGUUCUUAUCUGGAUUUCUGUGAUGUCUUGUUUCUGUUUGUCAGAUCAGUAGCACAAACUCAAAAUGAAGAAAAAAAAAAUUUUUUAGAUCUCACAAAAAUCUCACAAAAACUUGUCAGAAAUUACCAGUUUUUAACCAAAACCGAAAAGGAAAUUUGAAAAUAUAUUUUGCAUAGAAGCUUAUCGAACCAUUUAUAUUUCAGUGGCCCACAAUUUUUAAAGAAAUCUUUUUUCCAUUACUGUAAUGCUGAAAUAAAAAUCUUGCGUAUAUAUUAAAAAUAUAUAUAGUGCAGUUGUAAGUAUUGGUCGUGGUGGUAUUUGUGGUAACUUUUAUUAUUGUAGGAAAAUUCAAUUUUUUUUUUUUUUUUUGGCAUUACAGUAAUGAAGAAUUUUUAUUAUUAUUUUCAUUGUGGUAAUGAGUAUUUGCGGGAAUUUUGUUUUUAACCACUUUAGAUCCGAAAAGUUUGGCGCUAAUUUACAUUUUGAAUUUAGAAUGUAACGGUUAAAAAAAAAAUAGCUGAACAUUUACCCAAGUAAUAAAUAUUCUCAUUUAUUUUUGGCUCUCGAGCUGAUCUCGAAGUGUGCUGAAACAAAUCAUGGUUUUGAAAUAGAUAUUUCUUAUUGAGAUCCUGAGUUUGGAUUUACACGUUUAGACUUGCUUAUGAUAAAUUUGAGUUUUGUUUUCAUGGUCUGUUGUGUGUGUGUGUGUGUGUGUGUAUGGCUGUAUUUUUCAUUUUCAGCAUCUGUAAGCUAAGUGCUCUCCUCUCAAUGUUUCGACGUAAAUCACAAAGUAAACCGUUUGUUACUUGACACAAAGUAAAUGUGAGCGUGUAUUUGCACACAUGAGCGCAUAAAUGUACAUGUAUGUAACAGCAAAACUUUUUUUUCAUUUUUUUUUUUCAAUCAUUUAACAAUUAACAGACUACUUAAUUGUCAUUUGGACAUAUCCAGUGAAUGGAAUAUGUAUUUAAUGAAGCGCAUAAGUUGUGAACAUGGAAGGAUAGAUUUAGAUUUUGUCUGCAUUGUUGCUGACUAAAAUGAACACUGCUUUCACAAAGUUGCGAUUCUGAUUCCUGGAUUUUGUCAAUGGGAGCAAAGCUUUUUCUUCAUACUGGAAAUGCAACAAAAAGCCCGAACUAAAUGACAAUCAGGCAUUUUAUGCAAAGAUGUUUUUGCACUUCAAAAACACACGGCCCUGCUGUGUUGAGCUGAAUGAAAUACAAAGACAAAUUAAUGUGGCACACAGAUCCCUUUUUCUUCAAGAUCCAUCACCAGCACCAAAUUAACUGAGUAUGUGACAUCAUGAAGACGUUUCUAUCAUCCUCCAGUUAAAUCUUCUUUUACUGUAUAGUUUGUUUGUUUUGCAUUUCAUUUCAGGGUUUCAUCAGCACAGACAAUCCUGUGAUCAUUAGUUUUUAUUUUGUGUGUGCUUGUUAAAUGUAUGUAUAAGCGUGUGGAUUGGUCGUGUGUAUUGUAAAAGUUGGCAUGAAUGUUUUACAGACCUACGGUUGCAUGUUUUACUCUUUUGCGCAUGCAGCGAGGACGUCUCUUCUGCUGUUGUACUCUUCGUUUCUGCUAUGCUUACAGACGCUCGUCUGCAAACUGAGGUUCGAGACACUUCUGAUUACUUUUUCCACAUACCAUUUGCUAACUUUUUUUAAAUAAAAAAAGUAGAGAAUUUCUUUUAGAUAGACUUUGUGGUGCAACAAGGAAAAAAGCAUCAUGAAAUAUUUUAUGUAGAAUGCAACAGUUGGGAGAUUUGUCGAUUCUUGAAUUUGUUUUUUUUUAUGUCAUGUACUGCUUCUUUUUUUUUUUUGUCAGAGGACUUUUUUUUCUCUGAAGUAGAUGUACAUCUAAUCAAAUGCCAAAUAAAUUGUACCAUGAAGGACA